GUUUAAAAAAACGUGAGCCAAGCUAGCUCGUCAAAAGAUUGAAUUCAAUGAUAAGAACAUUUAGUCUAAAUACAUUAUACGUAUAUUGUCACGAGGAUGCCACGGACUUCCACAGACAACACACGGACUCCACUCACUCCCCGAGACGAGUUCACGUUCGACCGGUUCGACCCUUGUUCGUUGAAACAGUUCGGCUAGCUCGCGUCUAAUGGCUAUUUAACCGCAGUGCGCAUGCGCACGCGGUAUGUUUCGUCUGCUCCGCUACCCGGUUACAGUUUGCAUCUUCUCUUUCAUCUGGCCGCCGUCGGUGGUUAAACCCGACGUCUAGUUUAGUGUUAGCAAACCCGGGAGAGUGCGCGAGGUUGUUUUGCUUCUUCUUCUGAUGAAGCCAUCAGCGGCAGUGUCGUGAACAUCAAGAGGUCUCCUUUCUUCGUGAGAUUAAAUGGUAAAAUGUGUUUUCACCCAAAGUUCAAGGGUGACCACAUGUGAAGAGUGACACGUGAAGGUAAGGUGUUCGUUUGUUACGCGUUGGAUGUCGAUGUGUAACAAUGCAGUCACGUGGUGUGUCGACGAGGAUCUGUGAAUGAAGAUUGUUAUACCAACACUUAAAAUAAACUGGAACGGGCACUCGGUAGAGCGCAUACCUUCGCAUAUCACAAGAUUGGGCAUUGAAUUAUGAACAUUUUGGCAUUAGUUGCAUGCCAAUUGGAUAAAAAUUGACCGUGCUAUGGUAAAAAGAAGAUUUUGACCUUUUCAUCACCUUGACCUUUGACCCGAUCGAUCCCAAAAUCUAAUCAAAUGGUCCCCGGAUAAUAACCAAUCAUCCCACCAAAUUUCAUGCGAUUCGGUUUAAUACUUUUUGAGUUAUGCGAGUAACACGCAUACAAAUAAAUAAAUAAAUACACGGCGAUCAAAACGUAACCCUCCGCAUUUUCAAUGCGACGGUAACGAGGUCGAGGACCCGUCACACAUUCUGGACCGUUUUCUAUUCGCAGGAACUUUCUGGUUUCCACCAUGGGAAACACACCGUCGAAGAGCGGCAGCGGAGAGGAACCGGUGAAGACGACUUUGUUUGAGAGGGAGCGGAGCGGCGUCACGUACAGGAUCCCCGCGCUGCUCUACCUGAGGCACAGUCGCACCUUCCUCGCCUUCGCGGAGAGGAGAACCUCCCCCGCCGACAGCGACGCCACGUUGCUCGUCAUGAGAAGCGGAACGUUGAAAGACGACGGAUCCGUGGAGUGGUCGUCCAGCCGGGAGCUGUCGACCGCGUGUCUGCCGGACCACCGCACCAUGAGCCCGUGCCCCGUGUACGAAAAAACCAGCAACACCCUCUUUCUGUUCUUCGUGUGCGUCCUGGGGACCGUGACGGAGCGCCGGCAGAUCGUCACGGGGAAGAACGCGACGCGCCUGUGCUGCGUCAGCAGCGCCGACGACGGGCGGACCUGGGGCCCGGCGAGGGACCUGACGGCGAGCGCCAUCGGCGACGCCAUCCAGAAGUGGGCCACGUUCGCCGUGGGGCCCGGCCACGGCGUGCAGCUGGAGAACGGCCGGCUGGUCAUCCCGGCGUACGCCUACUACGUCCCCUACCGGUGCUGCUUCGUCCCCGUGCCGCGCACCGUCUCCCCGCACGCGCUCUCCGUCUACAGCGAGGACCUGGGCCGCACGUGGCACGUCGGCAAGAUGCUCCGCAAGAAGUCCGGCGAGUGCGAAAUGGCGGAGAUCAUCGACCACGAGGGCCGGAGCCACCUGUACUGCAACGCCCGCAACGCCGGGGGCCACCGGCGCGAGGCCCUCAGCGAGAACAGCGGCGGGCACUUCGACAAGCCGCACGUGGCGCCGGAGCUCGUGGAGACCGGGUCGGGCUGCCAGGGCAGCGUCGUCGGCUUCCCGGCGCCGGAGUUCGUGCCCAACGACGACGCCGAGAGCAAAGCGUGCGGCACGUCGCUCCUGUCCCCCGACACGCAGACGUGGCUCCUCUUCAUGCACCCGACCGGCCGGCGCCGGAGGAAGGACAUGGGCGUGUACCUGAACCGGUCGCCCCUGCACUCGUCGGGCUGGGACCGGCCCCGGGUCGUGCACCGCGGGCCCAGCGGCUACUCGGACCUGGCCUACAACGGGGACAAGGACCAGUUCUCCUGCCUGAUGGAGUGCGGCAAGCGGAGCGAACUGGAGCAGAUCGCGUUCCUGUCGUUCACGCUGAACGACGUCAUGCAGACGGGCGGCAAGAAGGACAAGAAGACGCGCUGACGGGCGGCCGGCGUUCACGAAGCGCUCGUCAACGUUCUCCUGCAACCUGAAAAGAAACGGAAAAAAAACAAAGAAAAAAGCCUCUAAAUAUGCCGUGCGGUGACAUCCGUCUGUGUUUCCUGUCGUUCGCCGCGUGGAGACGGCGAUGCCUGCGUGAGUCGUGUGUUUUGUUGUCUCCUUGUUUACAUGAAGAAGAAAAAAAAGAAGUAAUUCAAGUCUUUUAAUCGUAUUAAUAUGCAAGCUGUAAGGAAGGGGACUCGUAUUCAUAGGUUGGAUGGUGGCAGAUUUUAAAGCAUGCUGUGCCAGACUGUCUUUUUACCAGAGGCUUUGUGUGUGUCGCAUGUUUGACAAGUACUUCACGACCAUCUCCGCAUCUUAUCAAACCGGCCGCACAUCCCGAGGAGUGGAGUGAAUUUGCCUACCUCUUUUUAUUUUCAUAUGGAAAUCAUAGCAGGCCUUUUAAAGGAGAGGCUCGAGUUUCCUCCCUGCUCCUUUUUAUGUGUUCCUUUUACAUUUCAUAUAUAUAUAUAUGUGUAAUUUAUAUAUAUAUAAUAUAUUUAUAUAUAUUAUAUUUAUAUAUAUAUAUACAUAAUAUUAAUAUAUAAAUAUAUUAUAUAUAUACAGGACUGUCUCAGAAAAUUAGAAUAUUGUGAUGAAGUUCUUUAUUUUCUGUAAUGCAAUUAAAAAAACAAAAAUGUCAUGCAUUCUGGAUUCAUUACAAAUCAACUGAAAUAUUGCAAGCCUUUUAUUCUGAUUUAUUGCUGAUUAUGGCUUACAGCUUAAGAAAACUCAAAUAUCCUAUCUCUAAAUAUUAGAAUAUCAUGAAAAAGUAUACUAGUAGGGUAUUAAACAAAUCACUUGAAUUGUCUAAUUAACUCGAAACACCUGCAAGGGUUUCCUGAGCCUUGACAAACACUCAGCUGUUAUAAAUCUUUUUUUUACUUGGUCUGAGGAAAUAUUAAAAUUUUAUGAGAUAGGAUUUUAGAGUUUUCUUAAGCUGUAAACCAUAAUCAGCAAUAUUAAAAGAAUAAAAGGCUUGCAAUAUUUCAGUUGAUUUGUAAUGAAUCCAGAAUGCAUGACAUUUUUGUUUUUUUAAUUGCAUUACAGAAAAUAAAGAACUUUAUCACAAUAUUCUAAUUUUCUGAGACAGUCCUGUAUAUAUACCCUGAUUCACGUAUGCCUUCUCGCCUGCCAGUGCACCAUCUCUUUCUUCUGAAGGUCACAGUGGGGCGCCCUCAAGGUCGGCAUCAGAACCGGACAGACGAGAAUAAACAUUAACUUUUUAGAUAAACUUUUACGUUUUACUUUUGCCACAUCUGGCGAAUCGACCAAGAGACCAACCAAGACUGUCCCACGAGUUUAGAGUUGGUGGUUUACACUUUGUACUGUGCACAAAUUGUUAUUACAUUCACAUUUUGAAAAAGCAAUAUCACAUAUUAUUCGAUUAUUUAUCUACGGUGCACUUCAGCAUGCUUUUCACUACAGGCUCCCCCCCCAUCCCCUUUUGACACAAUUCAUUGAAUCCAACACGAUGACCAGGUUUGAGUGGCUGUUGGUUAUCAAGUGAACGCAUGAAACCGCAGAAGAAGAACUCACUCGUUUAUACACACACACACACACACACACACGCUUCUACUGAGCAACGGUAACGUCCAUCCUCUGCCCCGUGCUGUGGGGCCUCCGCCUGGUCCCCCGCUGUCGUUUCAUUGUGUGUGUUUAUUUGUGUUGACUGUUGUGGAAAGUGACAAAAAACCUGCAUGAAACGUGUAUUUUAGUCGAAAAUAAAAGUCACAUGUUAUCACUAGA
Pseudoliparis swirei is the source of this 4053-nucleotide messenger RNA. RefSeq names its product sialidase-4-like. Gene Ontology annotation, molecular function: exo-alpha-sialidase activity. Lineage: Eukaryota; Metazoa; Chordata; Actinopteri; Perciformes; Liparidae. Gene Ontology annotation, biological process: ganglioside catabolic process; oligosaccharide catabolic process. The coding region runs from base 1015 to 2247 and encodes 410 amino acids. The record is from RefSeq and is a predicted model, not a curated record. The transcript has 2 exons. Gene Ontology annotation, cellular component: membrane; cytoplasm; lysosome.